AUGGAGGCUAAAAAUGAAGGGAUUAUAUCAAUCUUCUCGUUCUUGCCCGAGGGUUGCAUAGCAGCUAUCAUAGCUUUGACCUCCCCUAGAGAUGCUUGCAGGGCAUCGAUGGUUUCGAGGGUUUUCAAAUCUGCAUCCGAAUCUGAUUCUGUUUGGGAAAGAUUUCUUCCUUCUGAUUACCAAGAGAUUAUCUCUAAGUCUGUUGUUCCUCUUCCGAAUUAUGCAACCAAAAAAGAUUUGUUCUUUAAUCUCUGCCACUUCCCAAUUCUCAUCGAUGAUGGAAAACUGAGUUUUUGGAUAAGUAAAUUAAGUGGGAAGAAGUGCUAUAUGAUUUGUGCCAGGGAGCUUUCGAUUGCAUGGGGAGAUAAUCCUCAGUAUUGGGGCUGGACAUCUAUGGCUGAAUCAAGGUUCUCGGAGGUGGCUGAGUUGGAACACGUUUGGUGGCUCGAAAUAAAAGGCAAGAUGCAGACUCAAAUGUUGUCCUUGAAGACUACUUAUGCCGCUUACCUUAUCUAUAGAGUUACAAGGCAUUCUUUUGAUCUUGAUGUGGUUCCAAAGGCAUCUGUUCGACUUUCUGAUGCUAUUAGUAGCUCGGCCACUGUCGUUAGCAAUGCUGCCAAUGGCGAGAGAACUACUCAAAACCUCAGUGAGCCUGAGGAUAGCUCAGUCUACUUGGUACAUAAUGUUCCUCGCAGGCGCCCCAACUCAUCAAGAUGGGAGAGGCAAAAUUAUGAAAAUAGGCCGGGCAGAGUUCCACAGCGUAGAGCAGACGGAUGGAUGGAAAUUCUGCUCGGAGAGUUUUUCAAUGAUGAAGGCGAAGGAGAGAUCGAGAUGAAACUUUUAGAAAUUGAAGGGGUUCUCAAGAGAGGGCUGAUUGUGGAGGGUAUUGAGCUCCGGCCUAAGGAAUGA
Oldenlandia corymbosa var. corymbosa is the source of this 909-nucleotide messenger RNA. NCBI's taxonomy places the organism in Eukaryota, Viridiplantae, Streptophyta, Magnoliopsida, Gentianales, Rubiaceae. The record is from the annotation of a GenBank genome assembly.